AUGGAAGUGCGGCUGUACGCCCGGCCGCCGGCCAAGACUUUCCGCGGCGCUUUCCAGAGCCUCUUCCAGAGCGUGCGCGAAGCCUUCCACAGCCCCGGCGCGGCGCGAGAGGAGCCCGGCCCCAGCAGCCACCCGCCGCCCGCCGCCGCCGCCUCCACUUUGCCGGCAGCGGCAGCAGCAGCAGCAGCCAGCCCGGCGGAGCAGCAGCAGCCCGGCGGCGCCCCGUCGCCCACCUACCUGCCGCUGGAGCAGCCGCCGCCGGCCGGCAAAGGGCUGCAGCAGCCGCCCGAAGAGCGGGACCCUCUCCCGGCGGCCGCCAGCGCCGCUUCCUCGGCGGCUUCGCUGGCCCUGCUGAGCCCUCCCGCGUUCCAGGGCUGCGCCGCGGACCUGAAGGACUUCCUGGGCGAGAGCGGCGCCGGCGGCGGCGGCACCGGCAGCAGCCCCCUGCCGCUCCUGGCCCCCGACGCCGAGGGCCCGCCGCCGCCGCCGCCGCCGCCGGGGGGAAAGGAGGGCUUGCUGGGCGAGAGCGCCAAGGAGCUGUGCAAAGCCGUCUCGGCCUCCAUGGGCCUGGCGCUGGAGGCGCUGGAGGCGCCCGGCGCCGACCUCCUGCCCACCCGCGGCGACUGCAUGUUCGCGCUGCCCGGCGUGCACCCGCGGCCCCUCGCGCUGGGCGCCUGCAAGAUCGUCGAGGGCCCGUCGUCGUCGGAGGGCGCGCUGGCCGUGGACGUGGCCAGCCCGCUCAGCCUCUACAAGAGCUCGCCGGAGCUGGACGAGGCCGUGGCGGCGGCGGCGGCGGCGGCCGGCCAGGGCCGCGACUUCUGCGCCUUCCCGAUGGCGCUGGGGCCCCCCGGGCGCAUCAAGCUGGAGAGCCCGCUGGACUACGCGGCGGCCGGCGGCGUGUGGGGCGCGCAGUGCCGGCGCGCGGGGGACCUGGCCGCCCUGGCGCCCCACUACGCCACCCCGCCCUGGCACCCCUUCUUCGCCGACGACGGGCAGCCCUACGCGCCCGGCCCCAGCUCCGCCGAGGGCCUGGCGCCCGGCCCCUUCGCCUACGCCAGGAGCCCCGCGCCCUCCGGCCAAGAGGGCGCCGAGCUGCCCGCCGAAGUCUGGUACCCGGGCGGCGUGGUGGGCAGGCUACCCUUCGCCCCCGCCGCCGGCUGCAUCAAGACCGAGCUGGGCCCCUGGCUGGACGGCUACGCCGGGCCCUACGCCGACGUCAGGUUGGAGUCUGCCAGGGAGCACGUGCUGCCCAUUGACUACUACUUCCCGCCACAGAAGACGUGCUUGAUCUGUGGGGACGAGGCUUCUGGGUGCCACUAUGGAGCGCUCACCUGCGGAAGUUGCAAGGUCUUUUUCAAAAGAGCCGCUGAAGGUAAACAGAAAUACCUCUGUGCGAGCCGAAAUGACUGCACCAUUGAUAAGUUCAGAAGAAAAAACUGCCCUUCCUGCCGCCUCCGAAAAUGCUACGAAGCAGGGAUGACCCUUGGAGCCCGAAAACUGAAGAAACUUGGCAAUCUGAAACUUCAGGAGGAAGGGGAAGCUGCUGGCCCUUCGAGUCCCACGGAGGAGCAGGGCCCAAAGAUGACCAUGACCCGCAUCGAGAGCCUGGAGUGCCAGCCAAUCUUCCUCAAUGUCCUGGAAGCCAUCGAGCCGGGCGUGGUGUGCGCAGGCCAUGACAACAACCAGCCCGACUCCUUUGCAGCCCUGCUGACCAGCUUGAAUGAGCUCGGCGAGAGGCAGCUGGUGCACGUGGUGAAAUGGGCAAAGGCCUUGCCAGGAUUCCGCAACCUGCAUGUCGAUGACCAAAUGGCGAUCAUUCAGUACUCCUGGAUGGGCCUGAUGAUUUUCGCUAUGGGAUGGAGGUCAUUCACUAAUGUGAACUCCCGAAUGCUGUACUUUGCUCCAGAUUUAGUCUUCAACGAGUACCGGAUGCACAAAUCCAGAAUGUACAGCCAGUGUGUCAGGAUGCGGCAUCUGUCUCAAGAGUUUGGAUGGCUUCAGAUCACUCCCCAGGAAUUCCUCUGCAUGAAAGCUCUGCUCCUCUUCAGUAUUAUUCCAGUGGACGGCCUGAAGAAUCAGAAAUUCUUUGAUGAACUUCGGAUGAACUACAUCAAGGAACUCGAUCGUAUCAUUGCUUGCAAGAGGAAGAAUCCCACAUCCUGUGCUCGACGGUUCUACCAACUCACCAAACUCCUGGAUUCUGUGCAGCCUAUUGCUCGAGAGCUGCAUCAGUUUACAUUUGACCUCUUAGUGAAGUCCCACAUGGUCAGCGUGGACUACCCAGAAAUGAUGGCUGAGAUUAUUUCUGUGCAAGUCCCCAAGAUCCUCUCUGGAAAAGUGAAGCCCAUCUACUUUCACAGCCAAUAACGGAAAGGGGGCGAAGAGCCAGCCUCUGUUCCCCCCCCCCUCCCCCCCGCCACACGGAUAUUCUUUCAGUCAUUGCCUGCCUGUUCUCUCUGCACUACCGCACUGCAGUGCCUUUGAAUGUUGCCUCUACAAAGACAUGCAGCAAUGGAACACAACCUGCUGGGAUCUCUGGACUUCUGGAUUCAGUUUUUUCUCCUCCUAGGCCUAUCCUGCACCUGGGUUUUGUGCCCCGGCUUUUGCUCCUAUUUUGAAUGGCGUCCCCCCUCCCCCCAGUUGUUGGGGAAGGAAGUUGAGGCACAGUGACAAUAUGGCAUGAUGCCAAGUGACAUUUGUUUACAUGCUUGCACUUGUGUAUUUUCCACCAUGAUUUUUGUGGCCUUUUGUGCUUUGAAAUACACACACAAACACGCACAUCUCACUUUAGUCGUUGUUGCUGUGGUUGUUAUUCUUUUUUUAAAAAAAACAAAGUGACAAGCAAGUUAAAAUAGAAAAAAAGCAUAUUGGGAGAAGGUCAAUUUUUCUUGCUGACCUUGUUUUUCUCGCUGGGGCCGUCCUCCUCUUCAAGAUGCAGGAGGGUUUCUUUAGCGAAUGUGAGAUCAGAACACACAUGACACCAAAAAUCAGUCCAGAAGAUUGUAACAAUUUCAGAACAAACCAACAGACAAUGAAAAGACCUCUUUUUGCAGCUGCGGGCAUCACGCCAGCCCGGCACCUGUAAGCGUGUGCCUGUCCAUCUGGGGCCAUGUUGUAUUUGCAUGCCAGGAAAGCCCCAGGCCCCCUUGUUGUGCCAACUAUGCAUGGAGAGCCAUGUACCUGCUGCUCAGACCAGCAACACCGACCCCUCAGCCUCCUGACAGACUCACCACCCUGUUCCUGCCUGCAGUGCUGAGUGCUGCCCCACCAGGGCCAGACAGGCCUCUCUGUUGGCUUCGGGAUUUGUGCAGCACCAUUUCGUUGGCGGGGGAAGUGCCUGAUCUGCCCCAGGGCUCUUGGCUCAUCAAGAAAACAAUCAAACCAACCAACAAAACAGAAGAGCUUGAGAGUUGCCAGUGCCCGAAAGACUACGGGGGAUUGUUUUUUCUUCUGUGGACCACGAGUUGAAACUAAAGAUUGCCCAGUGACUGAUCACAUUCCAUAUCGAUCACUUUCUCCUUCACAUUGUGAAAGGAAGUGCUCUCUUGAGAAAACCAGCCUUUAGUUCUGAGUGCCAUCUGCCUUUCUUAUCCUUCUUACCUGUGCUGCCAGCCUACGUCUGAGGCCUUCACCCCCUGGUGCCUCCUGCUCAGCUAAGCUCACCUGGAGACACCUCCUUGCUUGACCUGUUCUUUCAGAAAGUAACAAGUGGAGUUCCCAGAAUCAAAGCAAAAAGAGGACUCCGAGACUCCUGAGGAACUACAUAGCAUUUUGUCCUAACCCACUCCACUAGGGAGUGUUUUAAAAAAAUGGCAUAAGUUUCCUGGUGCAUUGAGAGAAAGGGUCACUUGGGGCUCUUUCCCCUAACUGCAAUUUUUGUUAGAUAUUAACUGAGACUGCCCUUCCCACAGGGCUGUUGCCUCCUUUGUCGUGAAGCAGAAUUCUCACAUUCUCAUGACUCUGCAUGAGAGUUUGUGUGGCCGUUGACCAUGGAAUGCCGCAGGCUGACGCAAAGAAUUCUAGAGCAAGAAAACUUUAUGGUCAGCAGGCCAUCUUGGGAUGUUCAAGAUUCCUUCAAGGGCGGAAAAGUAUAAAAAAAUUUUUUUUUUAAUCAGUGAUUUGAGACACCCUGUUGAACAGCUCAGUUUAAUGUGCUAAAACACAUUGGUUCUCAUAAGAACCACAUUUAUAUACAUAUAUGAUGUUGUUUUUUUAAAAAAAGUCCCCAAAAAGAAAACACCUUUUUUGCCAUCUCUGGGAAAUAUCAACACACAGCCAGUUGCCUGACCCAAGCACGGCCCUCCACUCGCCCGUUAUCUUUAAGCAGCAAAGUUUGUGUCUUGCCAUGUCUGGGGAAGGGGAGCUCCACCCACGGCAGUUUCAGCUGCCUCUUCUCUUCAGUGACAAUCUGAUUCGUUGGCUUCUUCCUUGCAAGCUCCCAGGGUAAUCAGAAGUAACUACCCAGCGUUCUCAGUUAGUCGUUGUUGUUAAAAUGACCAUUGCCCCCACCCCACCCCAGCCAUGGUCACAUAAUCUAAUUUGCACAGGUUUUUUUGAGUAUCCAACUAGCUGCCAUCUGUGCUGUAUUUUCCAAUAGCCAAUGGCUGACCACCUUAGCUGGGUAAUUGCAUUGUUCUGGAAAGUCUUGCUUGGGCUUCCUCAUACACGGGGAGAGACAUAUGGAGAUGACAGUACAGCCUUGUGGACCAGAUGGGACAUGUGCUGGCUGUUUGAUGCCCACUUUCAAAGUCAGCAGCAGAGGUAACCAGCACAUCACUUUUUGAAGCAUUCACAGCUUGAACUGAACACAGGUUUUAUAUUACCUCUAUUGCAGAAGAAUUUGCUAGUUGGAAGCUGCCAGCAUCCCUUGUUGGGAUGGGGUGGGUGGGAGAGUCCAGCAUGAGAUACAAACAUUAAUGGUUCUGUUGUUGAAACCAAAUGUGGAGAAUAGCAUACUUUCUGGCUCAAUAAGCUGCAGUGUGUGAAGAGGAGAGAGAGGAAUAUAGAGAAUGAGUAGAGCCUGCAAAAGGAUGUACCCCCCCCUCCCUAAACAUUCAAUCUUUUUUUUAAGACAAAAAAGCAGCCUCCUCAAUCUGAAUAUGCCCAUUUAUGCCAGAAAAGGUGGCACAAUUGCCUCCAGCACCCUAAAGCAAGAGGUGGCAUUGCUGGGCCAUGAAGCAGGCAACUUCUGCAUAGGAGGACAUUGCUUCGGGCCUGCAGGAGAAGCCACAAUAAGUGCGCCAGAGGAGGGGGCCGCAGGGGUUUUUGUUCUUCGUAGCUCUGAUAGAUUUAUGCAGCUGCUCUUUCUGGACCCACCCCUUCCUCUCUACCAUCAAGCUCUCGUGGCGCUGAAGAGGUCAGACAACCUGUGGAUGGUUGGAGCACAGCUACAUUUGGAAGAGUCUCUGAAUGAUCCAUUUAAAACACAUAUAUUGACAACAAUGUAAAUAUGGGGUGGGGGGGGUUGAACGAUUUACUUUCUUCAGUUUACUUACAUGGUUGCUGCUGCGGCCAUUUAAAAGAAAAAAAUCUGGGGAAAUGUCUUAGCCCUCUGUUCUGGUUUUCAAUUAUGCCUUGUGAAAGCAGAAGGGGCAUCUACCCAGGCAAAGGCUUCUUAGGACAGAGGCCUGUUGAUAUUUUUGCCUUUUGGUUAGAAGCAAAGAAAGGUUGAGUGUUUGGCUCUGGCUGAGUGGGCCCUCCCCAAUACACAUACUCCUAACAUCUGCACUUAAAGAUGCCUUCUGUGAAUCUGUAUUUCUUUGGUGUCCUCUGUGUCUUUUGGAAGCCUGCGCCAUCAUCUAAGUGGGAGUCCUCAGACUCCACCUUGACUUCACAGACCUUUUCUGGGAAGGCCCCUCGUGAAGCUGUGCUUGGUUUUUUUGUCCCCUUGCAGUCUCUCUCCAGAAUUGUGUUGCUGAUGUUGUUGCCAAAGAAUGAUUGUUGUAAAAGCCAAGACUUUUUUCACAAAUCACAAGGACUAUAAGCAAAAAGAAAGAAGGCCAUUCUUUGCAUUGAAGCUUGUGGGGAUGAAAGGAUCAUGGAUCUACCAUGUGUGUCCAUUGGGGGGGGGGGGUUCUCUCUCUCUUGCCUGUAGAUCUGAUUGUGUGGCUGUGAACUCUGCCCCCACCCUCAGAGUGCCCAGAGCUGUGGAUGACGUCUGCUGAGGAAGGGGCUGCACUUUGGUUUAAAGGGACAUGAUUUGCACUAAAGGGAUGGCCAAGAGACCAGCCCAUUUCUGCUCCCUUUCAAUAGCAUGAAGGUUCUCUGUGCAUGUGAUAUGUGCAGGUUGUCAAAAAUAUUUUUGUGAACGGAUGAUGGCCACUUCAGUGUGUGUGUGUUUUGUGGGGCCAUACCUUCAUGGGAUUCUUUGCUUGAACAGUAACCAGACUGCUGAAUGCACAGACACACCCAGUUUUGCGACCUACAUGUUGCUCCUUGAAAUAGAGCCCCCAAGGAUGCUUCGGAUCAGAGAAGGGAGGGGUGGAGACACCCGGGGGAUGUGAUGAGCUGAAAAGAAGCAUCUUCCGGGUGUUGUGGAGCCCUGAUUUGCUCACAGUGCAAUCCUACGUUGAGUUCCAGCCUUCUAUGGACGCUGACUAGAAGGGGCUUAGAUGGGUGUAACUCGAGAUUGCGCUGGUUGCUUUCCAAGGCCUGGGCGGUGGGGGGCUGCUCAGCACACAUCUUUUGCUCCCCAGUUGCAGGAAGCAGCAGAGGGUUCUUGCCUUCAUGUCUGGUGGAACCCAGAAAGGGUGUCGGGGUCGGCACUUCUCUCACCCAGGAGAAGCUGGCAGGGAUUUCUUGGUGCAGGUGGUGGACCGUUUUGGAGAGUUUUCAGAGCUGUUUUCUGUGUCCUGCUGAACUUUUUGUGCUCUAAGGGGAGAUGGUGGCACCUUUUAAACAAAAAAAAUGUUUUAUUUGUUAGUUUGUUUGCAUCGUUUAAAAAAAUAUCUUCACAUGCAUACAUUUUUAUUUGUGAGAUGGGGAUAUCUGGGAGAGGGUGGGUGUGACAUGUGCCCGCACGCGCGUGUGUGUAAGGGGGUGGGGGGUUGUCUGUUUAAGGAGCGAAGUAGAAUGGUAAGUUUUCAGUUGUCUUCAUGCAGCCAAAUAAAUUUGUGAAACUAUGAAAUCUCAAAAUCAGCAAGGCAGCUGAAGUGUAUCAUAUGUAGACAAUUUCAUAAGUUGGGGUGUGGGUUUUUGUUUUUUGCUUCUCUCAGCUUCGAGGGCUAUUGUACAAAUUCCAACCGUAGCAGCAGAUCCCCUCUGCUCUGCUGCGGCCCCAGCCUGGUGAAGGGCAGCCGGCCUCCUGCUGUGCUCCUUAGAGACCGUUGUGGUUCUCCUGAUUGUCCACACAGAAGUGUGGCUUUCAGACAGUUGCCUCUAUCUUGUGGUGCCAAACAGUAGCCGCAAGUUCUCCUGCUGUCAUGGAUGGGGGAGCUUUGGGUGGGCCUCAGUAGAGCCAGCCUGGGACUUGGCAGAAGGACACCUGGAUGGAGCUGUUGGGUGCAGUCACCUGGGAACAGCUGCUUCAUUGAAAGGCUUCAUUGAAAGGAGGAGACUUGGACAAGGAUGUUCCCUGGUGCACUGCACCCUUGGAAAUCAAAGCACUCCAUCUCCAAAAGCUAGAGUCCCCCCCCCCCCAAAAAAAACCCUGUGUUGAGUUGCAUUCACUUAGACUUGGCAAGAAACCAGGACAUGUGGGUGGGGUACAGUGAGGCAUCGCAUCACACAGGAGAGUCUGAGACAAAACCUUGGUUCCUCACUGGCCAUCGCUGGACCUGGGGUGGGGUGGGGGGGACAUCACCUGCUGUACUUAAAGCUCCUUUUUUGUAAUCUUGGAUUCUCUGGAUGCUCCAGUUAUAAUUAUAAUAAUAAAACUUUGUUGGAAUAGA
Messenger RNA from Sphaerodactylus townsendi, 7889 nucleotides. RefSeq names its product androgen receptor (gene AR). The transcript is spliced from 8 exons. Gene Ontology annotation, cellular component: nucleus. The record is from RefSeq and is a predicted model, not a curated record. Gene Ontology annotation, biological process: regulation of DNA-templated transcription; male gonad development; androgen receptor signaling pathway. Gene Ontology annotation, molecular function: steroid binding; nuclear receptor activity; sequence-specific DNA binding. The coding region runs from base 1 to 2367 and encodes 788 amino acids. Lineage: Eukaryota; Metazoa; Chordata; Lepidosauria; Squamata; Sphaerodactylidae.